AUGGCGAAAAAAGACCCACUGCUGACUUAUACCUGUAAUGUGGUGAACCUAAGCGACUUCGAUAACUCCGAAAUCAGACAGGCAGUCCUGCCGCGUAUAGAGAGCGACUAUGACUACCCUCCGGACCUCCAAACCUGCAAAGCCUUCCUCGUGUCGGCUGCUAAAGGGAAAUACGGCCGAAUCGAGGCUUUGCCCACUGUGGAAACUAUUUAG
Messenger RNA from Penicillium hordei, 213 nucleotides. Its product is annotated as Zinc finger C2H2. The transcript is spliced from 2 exons. The record is from RefSeq and is a predicted model, not a curated record. Lineage: Eukaryota; Fungi; Ascomycota; Eurotiomycetes; Eurotiales; Aspergillaceae. Bases 1 to 213 code for a protein of 70 amino acids.